CUUCCAUCAGGUUAUCCGCUAAUUACCAAUCAAGCUCGGCGUUAGAUUGUUUGCGAAUACCCGCAAUUCGGCCGUGGUCAUCAGCUCAGGAGCGAGUCAAGCGGGCCAUCAGCUUGACCAAACAACAUUAAUUUUUUUGGGCCGACUACUUGCGGAACGGAAUUCUGUCUCAUCAGCCUGGUCGCGAACGAUCUGAACCAUCAGCAUCUAUAUACGGCUCCGCUAGCGACUGGAGAAGGCUCUCAGUCGAGUCUUUCGACCAUGGAUGACGAGCAAAAAUGGACGCUACGAUGCCCGAGGGGUGGUUCAGUGGAGGUCACUCGGAAGAUCCUGAUGCUCAGUCCCGUAUUCAGAGACAUGAUGGAUAUCGGAGAGAGUUCAACGGUGGGAAGGAAUGACGACAAUGAACGCCCCAAGAAGAGACCGCGAAUCGAAAAGGCACAGGAAGAAAUCCCCGUUGAUGAUGACGCUGCCACUUUAGAAUGCAUGUUCUCACUUCUCGCCAAUCCGAAGAGCUCGAAUAUCAGAGUUUGGAACGUCUCUACGUGGCUAAAGACGCUGGAAAUUGCGGACAAGUACGACUACUCCCUUUACGAAUCAAUAUUUCUCGGAUCCCUUUGGGAACGGGCCGCAGAAGGCGGUGGGAGCGCAUUACGGGUGUUUUCAGCCGCCAUCGAGCUCAAGCACGGGGCUCUCGCUCGAUACGCCGCGCGCACAUAUGGAGACUAUGCGUGUGGGAGGAGAAAAACUCUACCGGUAACCUGGUCGCUAGGAGUUGUGGAGUUCGUGGGGUUCAGGGCAUGGUAUUAUCUGAUUCAGGCGUGCGAGAAGUGCAAACCAUUCGCCUGGGACAAGGUUGCGGACCAUCUCGAGCUACCUGCCGAAUGGGACGAACAGCCGGUAGACUCGCCUUCUGAGUAGUUUGACCGAGAGAGAGUUUACAGAGCUGGAGAGAGAAUCAGACGACCGAUAAUUCCUGGGGGAAAUAACAGAUAUCGCUACAACCUUACGCAUCGAUCGCAGAGUGAUCGUUUUACGAAAGCCUGAUUUACGACGUGUCUUAUCAUCCUUAUGAACAUUCAUGUAUUUCGACGACCUUGCUUCUUGCCCAUAUUAAAGGAGAUCAACCAUUACG
This is a messenger RNA of Filobasidium floriforme, 1135 nucleotides long. RefSeq lists its product as uncharacterized. The record is from RefSeq and is a predicted model, not a curated record. The transcript has 4 exons. NCBI's taxonomy places the organism in Eukaryota, Fungi, Basidiomycota, Tremellomycetes, Filobasidiales, Filobasidiaceae. Bases 262 to 921 code for a protein of 219 amino acids.